Molecule: messenger RNA, 3313 nt
Organism: Owenia fusiformis
Lineage: Eukaryota; Metazoa; Annelida; Polychaeta; Sabellida; Oweniidae
Source: the annotation of a GenBank genome assembly
AAGCAUGAAGCCAAAAGUAGGGCAUCAUAAGAAAACUGCCAAGCCAAGAAAACCAUUAGCAAGCAUGAAGCCAAAAGUAGGGCAUCAUAAGAAAACUGACAAGCCAAGAAAAUCAUCAGCAAGCAUGAAGCCAAAAGAAGGGCAUCAAAAGAAAACUGCCAAGCCAAUAAAAUCAACAGCAAACAUUAAAACAAAAGUAGGGCAUAGUAAGAAAACUGCCAAGCCAAGAAAAUCAUCAGCAAACUUAAAGAUAGUGCAGCGUAAGAUCACAGUCAAGCCAAGAAAAUUAUCAGCAAGCAUUAAGACAAAAGUAGGACACGAUAAGAAAAUUGCCAAGCCAAGAAAAUCAUCACCAGCAAAUAAGAAAGAAUCAAACAUAAAAGCAAAAGGUUUGCACAAACAGAAAAAAGUUGAACCAAAAAACCCAUCUUCACCAAACAUUAAGGCAAAGUCUGCACAUGAUAAGAAAACUGUCAAGCCAAAUAAAAAGCAGAAAACAAAAUUGGCACAAGGUACAGCCUACAAACAAGCUGAGGUCACAACUACAAUGAUGCCAACACUACCUUUUGAGGAUUAUGAUAGUCUAGAAUAUAAUUCCAAAUUGCAUGUUAAUGAUUUAUUGCAUCGACUUCAAACCUACCUUCACACAAUUAAAGAAAACCCACAUAGCAUAUUAAGCAAAACAAUUGAAAGCUUUAUUGACAUAUUCAAAAAAACUCAUACAAAACAUGUGUUAAAAACUCUGAAGUCCUGCAUCAUAGAUAUGUCAAAUUCCAUAAUAUUGACCCCAAUGCACAAGGACAAUGUGGUCAAAGCUGUCUUAGAUGAGUUACGCAUGACUUAUGAUGUACUGAAAGCAAAAUCUCAGAAAUGGGAAGAAACAGUCAUAAAUUCAGAUCAUUUAGGCCUCCAUAUCCGUACCAAAAAAUACAAAAGACAUCAAUCCAUAAAAAAAGAUUUAACAAAACCAUCAAAUGCACAAGAAAAUAAAAACCCGAAAAACCAACAAAAAGAAUCCCUAGUAGCUCAAAAGAUAAAGAAAAAACACAUUACAUAUAUUUACAAAAAAUACAGACAGAAUAAAGAAAACAAAGGGAGUCGCAAUAGACGCGAUGUGGUACCUAUAAUAGCUGUGACACCAACAAUAUCUGAACAACAAAGAGAAGAGAGAUGUGACCUUCAGGAAUAUCUUGGUAUUUACACCCUCAAACCAUUAGACAGUGAUAAGGGACAUGGGGUUAAACGAACAAAGCACAGGAGAGCAAUUAAGAAGAAGGUUAUCAAAAAGGAAUCAAAGAGGAAGCAAGUGCUUAUAAAGAAACCACGUAUGAAGCAAAUAAUUUUGGGGAUGACACAUAUAGAAUAUACUGGAAUAAGAAGGGGAUCUGUUCCUGGUGAUCCAUUUUCUUGGUGGGGGAGAAACAAUCACCAGAGAUCUUACAAGAGCAUCCAUUGUGACAGGACACAUCUUCAAUUCAAGCUCGUCCUGACCCGCCGCACUCACCAUAAUCCUUACAGACUCGUAAUGUGUUUCACGAUGGAGCAUUCUAAAAAUGGAAUAAUACAUGCGGUGGCAGUAAAAGAAUUAACGAAAAAAGACUUAUCACUUUUGGAUUGUGAUCCUGCGGUAAAGAGUAAACUGAGGUCAGCAUAUGACUUUAACCUGCACAUAUUGCCCUCAUUUCCACAGGCCCACUUUACUUUACCUUUAUCAAAGGUCAUGGCUGACCUGAGAGCAAAAGCGAAUGACAAUGCAAAAACAAGGAAGCGUAGAAAGCGUUCAACGAAUACAAAUCUAGAGGGGAUAUCUUCGGAGUCAUUAGAGUCACAUAUUUUACGUAGGGAAGCUGAUGUAGGGGAUUCUCAGCGACCGCAUCUCAAAGAUGCCUUUGUGGAGCAAGGGCAAGAGAAACUGCUUAGUUGCAUGGGUAAGAAGACCAUAAUUGAUCCAACAGUAACAUGGGAAGAUUCAGAAAUGAAACCUGUCGCUGAUGCCAGACUUUUAAGUACUCCUGCAGGUGAUCUUAAAAUAUCAGAUGCUCAAGCUAAAGACUCUGGCCUUUAUACAUGCAUAGCUAAGGGCAAAAGUAGAGAGGGACAAGAUCUGACUGAAACUCAUCGGUACAUGGUAGUUGUUUAUCAUAUACCAAAGUUUAGCUACAAGAUAUCACUGAAAUAUAGUGCCAACGAGUGCCAGGACGCAAUCAAUACAGUAAAGAUGGUGGCAGUCAAAGAAGCAUUGUGCCCCAAUUCUACUUCAUGUAUUUUUCAAGAUUUUACAAAUGAGUGCCACUUCACCAAAAGUCCUGGGGAUCCACAAGCAUUGAAAUAUGAACUAUGGGUAUCAUUCUUUGCCCAUACUUCCACUGACUUCUCUCCACCCAAGUGUGAACCAGCCUGCAUUGAGACUAAGGUCAUAGAGAAUCUUGAGCUGGGCUACAAGAAAGUUCAAGAUUUCAUCAAUGCGGAGACAGCAACUGGUGAAAUAACCCCAGAACCAAAACAUACCACCAAAGAAGUGUCUUUUGAAUGCCCACCAGGAUUUGGAACACAGGGAAUACUUUGUGAAACCUGUGUGCCAGGAGAGUACAGUGGAGCAAAAGACAAGGGUUGUAUUAAAUGUAAUCCAGGAACCUACCAGCCCAGUCAUUCCAUGACCAAAUGUUUUGACUGUCCUCCCAAGACUAACACAACCAAAUCUGGCUCUAGAACUAAGGGAGAUUGCACAAAGGUUGCAUUCAUUAAGGGCAACAUGAAGAACAUGGUAACUAAAAUACUUGCGAGGGGAGGCAUGAAAGAUAUUGAAACCGCAGUGCCUAUCUCUAUUUGUGCUGUAGUUGCAAUCAUUUUGUUUGGCUGCGGAUUAUGUUGGUGUUGUGGAACAAAGUCCAAAGCCAAACCUAGCCCUAAGCCUUUGACAACCUCUAAAACCACUAAAACAAAAUCAUCUAGGCCAUCAAAAGCUUCACCCCCAGCUCCACCAUAUCAGGAUGAGGGUAACUAUUAUAGCACUAUAAACAGCAAUGGUAUGCAGCCCUACACGCAGCAGGCGUCACCCAAGAGACAAGAACCACCUCCCCUACCCCAGAGAUAUACAGGACAGUAUACAGGACAGUACUACGGUCAACAAGGAAUGAAUUUUAAUAAUAAUUACCAGCAACAGACAGAGCUCAUUUCAUGUGCUCAACCAGUACCUAUUUCAUCCAGACAGCAAGGGCAUAUUAAUUCAUCUGUACAACAAGGGCCUAUUUCAUCUGUACAUCAAGGACCUAUUUCAUCUGUACAUCACGGACCUAUUUCAUCUGUACAGCAA